Dicrocoelium dendriticum is the source of this 2232-nucleotide messenger RNA. NCBI's taxonomy places the organism in Eukaryota, Metazoa, Platyhelminthes, Trematoda, Plagiorchiida, Dicrocoeliidae. The record is from the annotation of a GenBank genome assembly.
AUGUGUGUUGUGCAAGAGAUACAAGGAGAAACAGCAGACAGCAAAGAUACAGAUUUUUCAAGUCAACAAGAUCAACAAAGUAUCACGGCUGUUGUUUCCACCAGCAAAGGAUUGGCAGUGGCGUGCUCCCCCGGACUUGUUUAUUGGUUUGAGCGUGUGGAGGCUGGCGUUCAACCGAAUGCGAAUCUCCCUGGAUUGGUCCACUCGAGUGGGACUCAGCUCAAGGAGUCUUAUCGAAUGGUUCAUACCAUUCACAUACCCUUAGAUCCGGCAAGCAGUUCAGACGCGGACCAGUUAAGCAAUCAAAAAAUAACCCACUUGGUUGUGAGUCCAUCCGAAGAACUGAUGGUGGCCAGCACGGAUGCGCACCAGAUAUACUACUUUAACUUGGGCGCCAUGGAGCUGGGCCUGAAACCCUCAGAACUCGUGCCAAAGGCCAUGAUUUCGACAAAACUGAAGGGUGCGCAACUUCGGGAUGAAGUUCUGGCAUUCGAACCGAUCGCUCAGGCGUUUCAUCAUGGCCAAAUUCUGGGACUGGAUACAUGUAUAAGGAAGCCGUUAAUCGCAACGUGUGCGACGGACAGAUCAGUCCGAAUAUGGAACUUUGAGAGCAACACUCUCGAAUUAUCCAAACAGUUUGCAGAGGAGGCCUACAGCAUAGCUCUUCAUCCGACUGGUUUGUACAUACUGGUCGGGUUUAGUGACAAACUUCGUUUAAUGAACUUGCUAAUUGAUGAUAUUCGCACCUUCCAGGAGUUUCCCAUUAGAGGCUGUCGUGAGUGUGCAUUCAGUAAUGGAGGACAUCUGCUGGCAGUCGCUCACGGAAAUGUGAUCCAAAUCUUCUCAGUAACCACUUUCGAAAAUGUGACAAAUUUGAAAGGACACAACGGCAAGAUCCGCUGCAUUGUAUGGUCUAAUGAUGACCACAAACUCAUUUCCUGCGGCAUGGAUGGCGCGGUCUACGAAUGGGAUCCACAGAAAGGUACCAGAAACGGUGAAAGCGUAUUGAAAUCGUGCAGCUACACUUCCGUGACUGUGUCGGCAGAUGCAAGAGCAGCAUACGCAGUGGGGUCGGACAAAACUUUGAAGGAGAUUAUAGAUUCACAAAUCACCCGUGAGGUCUACUCACAAGACGCGCUGCUAACCACGAUAGUGCUGUCACGCUCCGGUCGAAUGUUGUUCUGCGGUUGUCAGACCGGAAACCUGCGUUCAUUCACAUUUCCGCUAAUAGGCAAAAUCGACUGGCAGGAUUUCACUGGACACUGUGCCCCAAUCACGAAAAUGAAACUGACAGCAAACGACGAAUAUCUUGUUACAGUUUCCGACGACUGCUCUGUAAUGGUUUGGAAGAUUCAAGAGCGGGACGGACGAGUGUCCAAAGGAGAAAAAGAAAUUGCAUGGGCCGAAGAGAUUUUGAUAACGAAAUCGGAUUUGGAAGAAAAGAAUACGAUAAUGUCUGAACUACAGACUCGUGUAGACGAACUGAAAAUGGAGAACGAGUAUCAGUUGCGGUUGAGGGAUAUGAACUAUAACGAACGCAUCAAGGAGUUGACCGAAAAAUUCAUACAAGAAAUGGAGACCUUGAAGACUAAGAAUCAGCUAUUGAAAUCGGAAAAAGAACGGGAAGCUGCUCAUCACGAAGCGCAACUACAAGAAAUUAUGGAGAAACAUAGUCGCGAACUUCAAGAUUUGGAGUCCGCUUCUAAUCAAAGACUGGUGGCGGAGUACGAAAAGUUCCAAGAACUACAAGGGGCAUCGCAGAAGAAGGAGGAAGAGUACGAAAAGAAGCUGAAAAACAUGGAAGAGACACGUGAAAGGGUGGUAGAAGAGUUAACCGAGUUCUAUGACUCUAAGCUGACAGAGAAGAACAAUGUGAUGGACACAAUGAACCGUGAAAUUCGAGAGCAAAGUAUAGAAUACGAUGUAACAAAACGCUUGAUUGAAGAAGACGCUGAUCGGGAAAUCCUCGAAACCAAAAUUCGCUACGAACGUCGUUUGAGGGAGGAAAGGGAGGCUAACGCCCGUUUAAAGGGCGAAUCUGGCAUAAUGAAAAAGAAGUUUGCCAGCUUGCAGAAGGAAAUUGACGAUCAUAAAGAAGAAUUAAAAAAGUUUCAUGCGGAGACACAGAAGCUAAACACAGUGAUCCGACAUUUGGAAAAAGAUAUCCAGGGGUUGCGCAAGGAGGUCCAAGAAAGGGAUGAGACCAUACAGGACAAAGUGAGUUCGGCAUAG